AUGGGCACACCAUGGGCGUCGACCGACACAAACAUGGUGCGGCGUGCCCGCCAUGCGAGGCAGCGAGCGCGGGAGGCGGCAGCAGCCCUCACAGCGGUGGACUUCGGCAAGGCGGAGUCGCAUUCUCCGGCACCCCGUAUGCUCAAGCUGGAGGAGGACAAGAACCGGUUGUCCAAGGGCUUAGACCCUUGGAGCAACCCUACCGCCGCCGCCACCACCAGCACCCUGCACUACCUGCUCCAGGAGAAGGAGAGAGCGCAGGCGCAGGCGCAGCUCCAGAUCUACCACCAGCAAGGGUUCGGCUACCUCCACCAGCACCGGAGGCAGCAGGCAGCAGGGGGAGGCGCCGAUGGCGGCAGCAGCGGCGAAUCCACGCCGGUGGCGGACGCCCUGGCGACGGCAUUCGGGAGCGGGCGCAUCGUGCGGUCCGCGGCGGGGCGCAAGGACAGGCACAGCAAGGUGUGCACCGCGCGUGGGCUGCGCGACCGCCGCGUCCGCCUCGCCGCGCACACCGCCAUCCGCUUCUACGACGUGCAGGACCGCCUCGGCUACGACCGCCCCAGCAAGGCCGUCGACUGGCUCAUCCGCAACGCCAAGGCCGCCAUCGAGGAGCUCCCCGACCGACCCGAGGAGGCGCCGCCCACCGCGGAGCCCGAGGCUGCCGAGCAGAUGUCCGAGCAGGUGACCUCCACGUCGUCCUACGGGUUCAGCAACCCCGGCGGUACUGCCAUGACCAACUCCUUCCUUCAACAUUCACUUGGCGCGGACCAAGUCUCCGACAGCGUCAAGUCCUUGUUCCCUUCCUCGUCCACGGCCACCGCCGGCGGCCACGACGAGUACCGGGGCUCCCCGCCGGACCUCCUGUCGCGCACCACCAGCAGCCAGCCCCAGGAGCUGUGCCUUACCCUCCAGUCCAACCAGCAUAACAUGUUUAGCCAUGUAUCUCCCAACCAUCACGGUAUCAUCUCGGGUGCAGGCGUUCCAGGGUGGCCGGACCACGGCCAGAGAAUGCCAUCGUCGUGGCAUGCCUCGGACAACGACGCGGGAGAGGGCCGUGGCGCCGGCGGCAACGGCGACAGCUACAUGUUUGCAGGCAUCCUGGCGCGGCAAGGGCUGGACCAAGGCCAGCUCUUCUCGUCCAAUGGGGAAACCCUUCAGUCCAGUGCUGGCUGGGCCGCGUCUGCCCGCGCUUGGCUAGACCCUCUCGCCGGAAUCCACCAGCCAUCGGCAAUGUCUGGGCAGAUCGGAUUCAGCCAUCUGGUUGGCGGCGGCGGCGGCGGUUUUAUGGGGUUCCUCGCGCCGGCUGCACAGCGGCUCCAGCUCCAGGGCGAGGAGGAGGAAGGAAGCGACGUGAUGCGAAGAGACUGAUGAACCGGCCGGCCGGCGCAUGAGGUGUGAGAUUUCUGUUAACCACUUCAUUUGAUCCGGUGCUCAGUUGUAUGUCAUUUUAUGUAGGGUUUAUGCCAUCAGAUUUGUCAUUAGCUGUUACGACUUUUAUAUUCAUUCAUGCAUGUACAACUAUGGCUUAAUUAAUUAAGAGUACGUUCCCUUGGACCUUGACAGCUUUA
Molecule: messenger RNA, 1568 nt
Organism: Triticum aestivum (bread wheat)
Lineage: Eukaryota; Viridiplantae; Streptophyta; Magnoliopsida; Poales; Poaceae
Source: RefSeq, a predicted model, not a curated record